This is a messenger RNA of Cynara cardunculus var. scolymus (artichoke), 789 nucleotides long. Its product is annotated as lysine-rich arabinogalactan protein 18-like. The record is from RefSeq and is a predicted model, not a curated record. Lineage: Eukaryota; Viridiplantae; Streptophyta; Magnoliopsida; Asterales; Asteraceae. Bases 8 to 655 code for a protein of 215 amino acids. Gene Ontology annotation, cellular component: plasma membrane. The transcript is spliced from 2 exons.
UCAUAUCAUGGACCGGAGAAAUGCGCUUGUUCUCGCGCUAAUGUGCGUCAUUGUGGCUGCCGUCGGAGGUCAAGCUCCGGCUGCUUCACCCAAGCAAGCUCCACCGUCAACCGUCACUACUCCUGCUGCUUCACCCAAGCAAUCGAUUGUCACUACUCCUACUGCCUCACCUACCAAGGCCAUUGCUCCACCGACGAAAGCACCGGUUUCCACACCAGUACUUACGCCUCCGGAAAUGGCUCCUCUUGCAGCGCCACCGACAAUUUCUGUUCCUCCUCCUGCGAAGACGCCGGUGAGCUCACCACCUGCUCCAGUUCCGGUUAAUUCUCCAUCUCCGGUGGUUGAAUCUCCACCAGUUCCGGAACCUGUUGCUGCUCCUCCGGCUGACUCUGCUCCAACAGCUGCCGAAGUUCCUGCUCCUGCGCCUAGCAAGAAGAAGACCAAGGGUAAGAAGCAUAGCGCAUCGUCGCCGGCGCCUACACCGGAGAUGAUGGGACCUCCUGCUCCUCCUAGUGAAGCUCCUGGACCUAGCGACUCUCUCUCUCCCGGUCCGUCAGCCGCCAUUGCCGAUGAGAACGGAGCAGAGAGAUUAAAGGGCGUGCAGAUGGUGGUCGGAAGUUUGGUGUUGGGAUGGGCCGUUUUCAGCACCCUUUAGGUUUAGGGUGUAGGCUCCUUUUAUUUUUUCUUUCAUUUAUUUUAUUGCAUUUUUAUAAUUUAUAUUUUGUCGUUUAUUACUCCAUUUAUAUAUAGAAUUAAAUUCGAGGCUUCGUCUGAAUGCCAUUAUGUCUA